UGACAGAUAACGUAGAAGCUCCCCGACAGACACAGUACAGAUACAAUUGUCAUUCGCCUAAGUCUGUAUACGUCAGUCCAUUCCUUGUCGCGGUUCUCAAGCCGACUGUUCAAUCUGUUGCCUUUUACGUGUUUUCACUUUCACGUCACCUUCGCUCGACCCUCGACAACAACGGAAUUACUCUCGCACUGCAAUCUUCGUGGCUGUGCAACACCGACUCCUGGGACAUCGAUCCGCUGUGACUGUUUUUUUUUUUCAACAUGAGUAUACAAGGAUUUGAUGAUCUAAUUCAAGGUUCUUUGGCUACUUAUGUCCAAUUGUCCUCUCAGAUUGGUGGUGCUGUUCAAACUCAGGCUUCACUUGUGUUUAGUGCUUUCCAUGAUGAACUUGAAUAUAUCAAAUAUGCUAGUGAACAUAGUGCACCUAGUGAUAGUGAAAAACAAAAAUUAUUAUCUCCUAUAAGUAAAAGAAUCCAAGAAAUCCAAACACUUAGAGAAGAAAACCGUGGAUCUCCAUUAUUUAAUCAUCUUAGUGCUAUCAGUGAAAGUAUACCAGCUUUAGGUUGGGUUGCUGUGGCUCCUACUCCUGCUCCUUAUGUCAAAGAAAGUAAUGACACUGGUCAAUUUUACUCAAACAGAGUUAUUAAAGAAUGGAAAGCAAAGGAUAUGACUCAUGUUGAGUGGGCUAAAGCUUGGGUACAAGUUUUAACUGAUCUUCAAGCUUAUGUCAAACAACACCAUACAACUGGACUUGUUUGGGCUAAAUCUGGAUCAAAACCUUUAGGUGGCCCACCACCACCGCCACCAUGUGGCUUACCACCAAUGGAUGACCUGUGCUUAGCUCCUGCUGAUCCAGAUGCUACUAACCGUUCUGCCUUAUUUGCAGAAAUCAAUCGUGGUACUGAUGUUACUAAAGGUUUAAAAAAAGUAUCUGCUGAUAUGCAAACUCAUAAGAACCCUAACAUGAGAAUCAGUGGACCUGCUCCUGCUGUUAUUGGUCAAUCAUCUGGUUCUUCAGCACCUAAACCAGCUGUUGAAAAACCUCCAGUAUUUGCUCGUGAUGGUAAAAAAUGGCUCAUUGAACACCAAAAGAAUAAUAGUAACCUUGUAGUUGAUGGUGCUGAUAUGAACAAUGUUGUAUACAUGUUUAAAUGUGUUAACUCUACAGUUACUGUAAAAAACAAAAUUAACUCAAUCAUUAUGGAUUCUUGUAAAAAAUCAUCUGUUGUAUUUGAAUCGUUGGUUUCAUCUGUUGAGUUCAUUAAUUGUCAAUCAGUCCAAAUGCAAGUAUUGGGUAUAGUGCCAACAAUUACUGUAGACAAAACUGAUGGCUGCCAAAUGUAUUUGAGCAAGGAUUCAUUAAAUGCUGAAAUAGUUUCAUCUAAGUCAAGUGAAUUGAAUGUAAUGAUUCCUAAAGCAGAUGGAGAUUAUUCUGAGUAUCCAAUACCUGAACAGUUCAAGACAACAAUUGGACCUAAGGGUCUUAAUACUAUUAUCAUUGAAGCUUCUGGUUAGAAUGAUUUGGUUAAAAAAAAAAUUUGCAGAGUUAAUCGGUUAUCUUAUAAUUAAUCAACAUUUAUUGUAUGCAUUUAGGAGUAAAUAAUAAUAUUAUUUUGAUGUCAACAUUUUUGAUUAAUUUCA
Messenger RNA from Sipha flava (yellow sugarcane aphid), 1640 nucleotides. It is a transcript of the gene capt, whose product is annotated as adenylyl cyclase-associated protein 1. Gene Ontology annotation, molecular function: actin binding; adenylate cyclase binding. The record is from RefSeq and is a predicted model, not a curated record. The coding region runs from base 261 to 1514 and encodes 417 amino acids. Gene Ontology annotation, cellular component: cytoplasm. The transcript has 6 exons. NCBI's taxonomy places the organism in Eukaryota, Metazoa, Arthropoda, Insecta, Hemiptera, Aphididae. Gene Ontology annotation, biological process: cell morphogenesis; regulation of adenylate cyclase activity; cytoskeleton organization.